Daucus carota subsp. sativus is the source of this 2592-nucleotide messenger RNA. Its product is annotated as disease resistance protein RPP13. The coding region runs from base 1 to 2592 and encodes 863 amino acids. Gene Ontology annotation, biological process: defense response to other organism. Lineage: Eukaryota; Viridiplantae; Streptophyta; Magnoliopsida; Apiales; Apiaceae. The transcript has a single exon. The record is from RefSeq and is a predicted model, not a curated record. Gene Ontology annotation, molecular function: ADP binding.
AUGGUUGAUAAAACUAUAUCCUUUGCAAUUGAAAAGCUUGGUAAUUUUCUCGCCAGGGAAGUUGAUAUAAGGAUAGGAGUGAAAAACGGUGUAAGGUGGCUCAAAGAUGAAUUGUGCUACCUCCAGUCUUCUGUAAGAGCUGCAGAAGCAAAACAAGAGGAUGAACUAGUCCGCCUAUGGAUAAACAAUGUCAAAGAUGUUGCCAAUGAAGCUAUUCUUAUCCUGGAGAGGUUUAACUUCCUCAAAGAAGAACAUGAAGCUCUUAAACAUGGUAUUCUGAAUCGUCUGCGGAGGUUUAUCUGCAUGUGCAGAAAAGAAUCAAAUCUGUAUGAUAUUGGCAAGCAAAUCGAGUCACUUAAGGAAAGAAUUGUGGAGAUCAAGAACAGGCGAGAAGAUUAUGGCAUUUCCAACAUUUUAGCCACUGCAACAGUGCAGCGAGGUAAAAAAGCAUUACUAAGAGCAACGUCUUUUGAAAACCAGGUGGACGUAGUUGGUUAUGAGGAAGAUACUAAGGUUCUGUUGGCUGAACUUGUUAAAGAGGAUGACUCACUUGGCGUUAUUUCCAUCCACGGAAUGGGAGGUUUGGGCAAGACUACACUUGCCAGUAAGUUGUACCACUCCAGCGAGUUGAGCCAUUUCGAGACUCGUGCCUGGGUUUGUUUUUCCCAGGCAUAUAACUUUGAAGAUGUUUUAAGAACAAUGAUAAUGUCUUUCGACAAGCUUGCAGCUAAUUUGUCCCACAUGAAAGAGGUCGACUUGCUGCGAAACAUGCAAGCUAUACUACAAACUUGUGAUCGCUGUUUGGUUGUGAUUGAUGAUAUGUGGGAAAUAGAGGGUUGGGAAAAGAUUAAAAAAGCUUUUGCAGGCACGAAAUAUGGUAGUAGGGUCGUUAUAACUACAAGAAAUAAAAAAAUUGCUCAGAUGGUAGAUGACAGAUGUUUUGUCCAUGAACUCCAUUUCCUGAGUAACGAUGAGAGCUGGCAAUUGUUCUGUAAGAGAGCAAAACCAACCAAGAAUCUGGAGAAGUUAGGAGAGGAGAUGGUAGGUAAAUGUCAAGGCUUACCACUUGCAAUUGUAGUCCUGAGUGGGCUAUUAUUGCACAAGGGGUACCAAGGUUGGUUAGAGGUGCAUGAUCAUAUUUGGAGCCAGUUGAAGGGCAAUUCUGUGGAGAUUCAAGAGAUACUCAACUUGAGUUAUAAUGACUUGUCUUUCCAGAAGAGGAAAUGUUUUCUCUACCUUGCCAAGUACCCAGAAGACUUUAUAUUUGACGUUGACAUGUUGGGGCAUUUAUGGAUUGCUGAGGAAUUCAUAUCUGAAAUUGACGAAAGAGAUGGAUUACUUAUGGAGGACGUGGCUAAGGAUUAUCUACAUGAGUUGAUUAAUCGCAACAUGAUUCAGAUAGUAGACUCGUACUGCGAUGGACGAGUUGCGGCAUGCCGGGUCCAUGAUCUUGUACGUGAUCUUGCUGUACAGAAGGCAAAGGAGGAGAGAUUACUAGGAAUUUUCGACUCAAGUAAUAACCAUCCAAGUCCUGUCCAUCUGUUGCGCGAACAACCACGACAUGCCAUUUAUAAUGGAAUUGGUAAUUACCUGAAACUAAUUGGACCUCAUCCUGACAAUUCCAAGUUGCGUUCAUUAGCAACAACUGGUAAAAUAAUUACAGGACUUGUGGGAAUAGAAAUCAAAUUGAUCUCUGAAAGAUUUAAAUAUCUCAAAGUUCUAGAUUUAACCAGUAGUUCUUCAGAAGUAAUACCAGAAGAAAUUGGGAAUUUGGUUUUGUUGAAGUACCUAGGCGUACCGAGUUGCACAAAUUUGGUUGGAGCAUUAGUAAUUCCUCCAACCAUCGGAAAGCUGAAAAAGCUACAAACUUUGUGCGGUCUAGGUGGCAAUAACUACGUCUUUCCUAGCGAAAUAUGUGGGCUGCCAGAGUUGAGGCAUAUAAACUUCCGCCAGAAGUUUUCUGCAAUCAAUCUGAUGAUUGGUAGCCACCAAACAAAGCUCCAGACCGUAGAUAGCAUAUGGUAUCAGAACUGGAUCCUGACUGAUACUGUACAUCUAACCAACCUCAAUAGUUUGGUUAUGUUAGAUGCAUCAAUAGAAGAAAAUGCUGACACUUUGGACUCCAUUGCUAACUUAACAAGUCUCCAGACAUUCAUCCUCAUGUUUUUUUACAGAGCCAUCCCAACCGUCAAACCUCUUUCGUUUUGCAAACGUCUCAACGAUGUCAACUUGUGGGGUAUUAUUAAACAUCCAUCAGACUUAUGUUUUUUGCCAGAUUCUGUUACUAAGUUAAAACUAGUCAAUACUUUGUUCAGGCAAGAUCCAAUGCCCAGUUUGGGAAGUUUGUCAAAUCUUAUGAGCCUUUAUUUGGAUUGCGCGUACUUGGGGGAGAAAAUGGUAUGCGUUCAUGAUUCUUUUCCAAGUCUACGGUUCUUAACAUUAUGUAAACUCCCCAGUUUACAGGAAUUGGAAGUGGAGGAAAGAGCCUUGCCUUUGCUCAAAGGUUUUCAGAUAAUCUGUUGUCAAAAUUUGGAAGUAGUUACCGAACGAGUUAGAGAUGUUCCUCCACUCCCAUAUGAUUGUUUGUUUUAA